GGGAAGUUGCUUUGUCACUUGCUCGCGGUUGUUCGCGCCGUCGUCGUCGUCGUUGUCGUUGCUUGCUGUCGCGCCCCGUUCGUCGCUUGUGUGUGAUAUUCUCUCUCUGGCUCGUGCGGUGCCGAGAUUUGACAGCAACGCUAAUUAUAUUAUUUGCGCCAUCACCGGGGUUCGAUCACGGGCUUGCGCUGGUGCAGUGGAGUUUGUUUGGUUUAAUUAUCUGUUUGUGAUUUUAAAUACGCGCGAGUGAUUUGAGGUGUCGGUGAUUUUGUUGUUGUUGUUGUUUCGCAAAUGCAUCGUAUCGGUGAGAUUGAAGAAGUGUUUCGAUUCGAUCGCUGCUACCGGCGGUUUGGUGCGGUGUGAACCGAUAGUGACGAGCGAUCGCAUCCUGAUUGCUGUGGUGUGCCGCUGUGCCAUCCAGCACAAAUCGAACGAGGAACAAAAUUGUGGUGAUUAAAAUUGCUCACCGGCAAGUUGAUAAGCAAAGCAGUAAGUGCAGCAAGAAAGAAAGAGUUUGUUUCAAUCACCAUUGAAGCUGAGACAUAUUACGCUACGGAUAGUGAUCGCAGCCAAGGUUUAGUGUGUCUUUAAUACAAACCAUCAGUUUGUAUACAUCACAGAAGCAACCCCAAAUCAGUAAAUAACUCGCAAGUGCUUAUCAAACGCAGCAAUUCCGUUUCGGAGAACAUCGCCGGUAAGGGUAGCGCAACAGAACCAGCCCAACAGAACCCAUGCCGACGCAAGAUCAUGCAAGAGCAUCAUAAGUGUGUGCAAGCAUCGUUCAAUGUGUGAAAGUGUGUGAUACUCUCGAUAAAACCUUCCCGAAGAAAGGGCAUCCGAAAGGAAGCGGCUGGCGCUGGACGCGUGUGUGCCUAAAGUGUGAUAGCGGAAGGUGUGCCGAAAGCGAAGAGCCCGAGUACAUCUCACUCUCACGCGUCUCGAACGGGCAGGUCAAUCGUCGUGUGAAUUGGUCUCGUUUCAAAACGAGAAAAAGAAAGGAAAAAGGAAAAAAAGGAAAGAUCCUCUCAGAGCCUUCGUCAAGAUUGCCCAGGACCGUGUGGUACGGGCGAGAUAAUGCGUGAGUCUCAGCUUUGAGGGCGCAAGAGUGUGUGUUGCACCGUCCAGUGAGUCGGUCGAAUCAAUCGUCCUGCGGUCCGCCGGCGUAGUGUUGAAAAGUGUGCAUUUUGAGUGUUUAAGGAAAAAGUGGCUCGCUGUGUGCAUAUUUUGAAAUUAGUUUAUUCUGCUAAAGGAUAAAGCAAAGGUUUCUCCUGCAAAGAAUCAGUGCCGAGCGCAGUGACCGAGCUGACGUGUUGUAGUGCGUUGAAAAGUGUGUAGAUUAAUAUUCACUGAAAGAAAGUAUAGCCUGCCGUGGCUGCUGUGAAGAAGUGACUCCUCGAAAAGGGGAUUAGCCGGUGAAGUGAUAGCAAGUGGCGUGGUGCUCCUUGCGGUCGGGAACUAGCGUUACGCCAGCCUACCGGGCCGUGAUUGCGCUGUCGCUUCCAUCGACGGGCGCGGCAAGAUAGAGAGUGCGAUAGGUGACCACGCGUACAACAACGGCCUUACAAUUCAUUUCGAUAAAGUGGCCUCGAUCGGCGCCAACACGCUCAACUUUACGGACCUGGGGAGCCCUUACGAGGGCCCCCCGAGCACACCCCAGUCCGGGAUGGAUGCGCCGGAAGCGCCGCACACGCCGAAGUACAUCGACGGCGGUGCGACGGCAACCGCGCCCGGCAAAUCGGCCUUCGUCGAGCUGCAGCAGCAUGGGUACGGUGGCAUCCGGAGCGGGUAUCAGCAUUUCAGUGCCCAGGGCGGCCAGGACUCGGGCUUUCCGAGUCCGCGCGGUGCCCUCGGCUACCCAUUUCCGCCGAUGCACCAGAACUCCUACUCUGGGUAUCAUUUAGGCAGUUAUGCACCACCCUGCGCUAGUCCACCAAAAGAUGACAAAUUAGAAGACACCGGUCUGCGGGUAAACGGCAAGGGCAAGAAGAUGCGAAAACCGCGCACCAUCUACAGCUCCCUCCAGCUGCAGCAGCUCAACCGAAGAUUUCAGCGAACGCAGUACCUGGCGCUACCGGAGCGGGCCGAGCUCGCUGCCAGCCUCGGGCUGACGCAGACACAGGUUAAGAUCUGGUUUCAAAAUCGACGAUCCAAGUACAAGAAGAUGAUGAAAGCGGCCCAGGCACCGGGCGUUGGAGGAGGACUUCCAUUGGGUGGACCGAACCAGGGAGGCCACAGUCCGUCGCAGCAUCAAAACAUGCAUCAAGCACCCGGUGGAGGAUCGAGCAGUGGUUCGCCUUCGCAUUUCCUACCUCCCGGACACAGUCCAACGCCGUCGAGCACCCCCGUCUCGGAGCUCUCACCUGGUCUUAGUCCGCCCUCGCAAGCACCCUGGGAGCAGAAACCGCCGCCGCACUGGGCCGACCACAAACCACCGCAGAUGGCACCGCAAACGAAUCAUGCACCUCCGCAACCGACCCACGCACCGCAGAUGGGUGGCUACGUACCUCAGUACUGGUAUCAGCCGGAAACGAACCCGUCGCUGUUAACAGUGUGGCCAGCGGUUUAACAUAACGAGAAUGUAAAUUAUAAUUUUAACCAUCCCUAGUGCUUAAGACGGUAAGACAUUAGACACUCUCCUAAGAUAAGAUCGGCUGUAAAAGCGGGAAGCGACCCUCUACUGCCGAGAGAGCGAGCGAGCGAGAGAGUAGGUACCCUUAGAACAAUGAUUCGAAGCAGCAAAGCAGAGCAAAAACGCAGAAAAAAGGCAAAUAGCACAUGAAAACACACACACCAUUAGAGCGAAUUAAAAGUCCUCGGCAUAGUGGAUAGUGGAAGUAAGUCUCGUUCCCAAUUUAAGAAAACAAAAAAAAAACGGGAGGGAAAACUUUCUAAUUUUAAACCUGGCACGUGAUCUUGUUCAUUUUAUUGGACGUUAGUAUGGAACGGACAUAGCGCGGGCUGCAGAUGUUCUAUUAUAAUUUGUUCUUUUUCGUGUAGUAAUACUUGGAUUCGGAUGCAGCCCCGAUUUCGCAUCGGGCAAUGUGAUGGAUCUGUACAUUUUGCGGUUUGUUGUUCCGUUUGAAACACACACACACACACACACAUACAACCCAACCCACAUAGACCCAUGUGUUUGUGUUACUUUUAAUUAGUGUGCUUGGUGCCGUUUCACGGCGGUUUGAGCGGCAGAUGCGUUUUAUAGACCCAGUGGGUGUGUGUGUGUGUGUGUGUGUGCGAGUGUGUGUGAGAGAGUGUGUUAAAUGAUCCGGAGACGCUUUGGGGCUUUCAGGUAUUCCACCCCCCAAGGCAUAGCCGGAUCGAAUCGUCAUCUGCGAAAUCGUACAACGGAAUAGGUUCUGUGCAAUAUUUCUUAAGCGUAACAUAACAAAAAAACGGCCGCGUAUCCUUUAGCAUGUACGGGGGUUCGGGGGAAUUGGUUGGACUGGGGAGAGGAAGAGAGCGAGAGAGAAGGAAAGAUGAGCACACACACACACACACACACACACACAUAUUCAAUGGAGCUUUUUGUUUCGUAAUUAUUUUAAAUUUUGCACGUACAGUAAAGCAAAGCUUUUAGGUAAGCUUUUCGUGGUUGAAUUGAUUUUAAUCAACACAGUUCAAAUUAACGUUCGGAAGUUACAAAGUCAAAUACAAAAUAAAAAAAAUGGAAAUUAUUUUGAAAACACAUUCCAAGCUGCAGUACCCUUUUUCAUCCUAAAAAGCUCACAAAAGAAGAAAAUUGCCCCAGAUUGCGUUCUAAGACAUGCAAUCUAACAUCAGAAAGCUUGCGCAAACACCGGUCAUAACCGUAUCAUGAUGGCAUAUUGUCAACUAGCAACCAUUUCAACUCACAUUACGAUCCAACUUUAGUAUUUGCGUGGUGUAAACAACUCCGACGACGCACUUGGGAGCCUUAAGGGACGUUGCGGCUGGAAUAGAAGUUCAACUCGAUUCCCAGAAAAUACCAGCAAGUUGUAAAUGUGUUCUGUGCAGUGCAUUUAGUCGGCAUUUUGCAAACCUUUUACGAUUACGUUUGGCAGCAGCAGCGCACAAAAGAAGCCAGCAAUCCUCCCCACCCUAGCGUCCCCGCCAAAACCCGCCAAAACGAGGGAUAAGCUUUUAUUUUGCACCGCUCCCCACCGCACCAAACAUCAGCGCACACGAACACGCACACAAACCACGAUCCGACAAAUGUUGCUGCUACUGUCUGUCUGUCUGUUUGCCCAUUCUCUCGACUAUGUUGUCUUUCUUUCCCUUUGCUGUGUGUGUUUUUUAUUAGUUUUUUUUUGGUUCAUUUAGUAAGCGAAUUGUGUACAUAGCAGAUUUAAAACCGCAUGCCCACCCCCUCCUUUAGAUUGGUAGGGGUGGCCACCCUAUACAUACAUUAAAAGCUAUUACUACUAUAAAUAAAACAAAUAUGGACUAACAUUAAUUCGAUGCGAAGAAUAGACCACUACGUAUGAUGAUUAAGCAAAGAGGGGUGAAAAAAAGAGGGGCAAGGGAGGUCCGGCACAACGAGUAGCUGCACCGUGGACGGACAAAACAAUGAAAGUAUUUAAUUGAAGAAGCGAACAAAAAACGGAAACAUUUUAAAAACACACAACUAAAACUUGAUGGCGUACAUUUAAGGUAGUGAUAGAGAUGGGAAGAGAGUGAGCGAGAGAGAGAGCCGCAAUGGUACAGUGGUGUGAGCGGAGAGCAGCAGGAGAGAAAAUGGAAAAAUAAAGUGAAAGAAUAUUACAAAUGUGAAACAAAAACCUUGAAUCUCAUUGGGUGGGGCAAAAAUGUAGUAGAAAGAAUCGAACCAGUGCGGCAAAUAAAAUAAAAGUGUGUGUGUUUUGUCACCCAAAAUUAAGGAAACAAAACAACGGAAGAGAAGAGAAAAGAUAAAAAAACAAUUGGAACUAAAACCUGAAAGUGUCUCAAACUGUCUGGGCAAAAGAAGAAAAAUCCAAACCAACAUAGUGUGAACAAUAGAUAUAGA
Molecule: messenger RNA, 4984 nt
Organism: Anopheles gambiae (African malaria mosquito)
Lineage: Eukaryota; Metazoa; Arthropoda; Insecta; Diptera; Culicidae
Gene: Dll
Product: homeotic protein distal-less
Exons: 7
Coding region: 1664-2566 (300 amino acids)
Biological process (GO): regulation of transcription by RNA polymerase II
Molecular function (GO): RNA polymerase II cis-regulatory region sequence-specific DNA binding; DNA-binding transcription factor activity, RNA polymerase II-specific
Source: RefSeq, a predicted model, not a curated record